GCACAGCGAGCCACUCUUACAUAAAAAGAAAAUAAUAACAAAAAAUAUAUAUAUCUACAGGGAUUUUUCUAGGGAUGUAUGUUGGGGAGUUUCAUUAUUUUCUCCCUAGUUCGUGACAUGUUUGGCGGUGACUGCCGAGGGGGAUGAGGCUGGACUUCUACCUUGUUUGGAACCUUUGCGUCUUGUUAGCACUCAUCGGUAUGUUCACCUACCUCAUAUUCUUCUUUAAGUAACACGGAAGAGGUGAAACAGACCCGGGCUGGCGCUGAUAGGCUGAUUUAGUCAAACCAACCGGCGCACCGUCAUCUGGCGAGCAAACUCCUGUUCCUUGCGACCCUUGCCUGCCCCACCCCUCCCUCCUGACACCCACCCCUUUGCACCACCUGAGGCCCCCAACCUGCCACCACAUGAGACAAACCCCCACUUUUUAACACCUGCAAAGUGACCCACGCCUCUGUUAACACCUGAUACAAGCUCUAGGCUUCUGCCAUCACCUGAGACAAGCUGCACGCCUGUCAACACCUGUAAAGUGACCCACACCUUUGUCAACACCUGCAAAGUGACCCACGCCUCUGUCAACACCUGUAAAGUGACCCACGCCUCUGUUAACAACUGCAAAGUGACCCGCACCUGUCACCAGCCCUCCAGGUCUCCAAGAAGUUCGAGAGUGGAGGUAAAAUAAUAUUAACAUAGAGUGGUAUCAGAUGUAUAUAUUGUAGAUGAUGGUGUUUGUUGCUGGCUGGAAUGUGUAGUACAUGGAUGGUUUAAACUGUUGUUGGCCAUUCACUGGAUGCCUUGAGACGUGUGUUGGCAGGGAAAAGCAAAUAGCAGUUGUUGGGAAUCACCAUGCAGCAAGCUAAGUAGAUCUGGAGAAGUAGGAUUUACAAGGGAACUUUGCUGCUGCUGUCACUUGGCUACACACUAACUUGCCUGAGAAAUGGAUCUGGAAGAGUCCCGACAGAAGGAGCUGCUUGCGGCAUAUCUGUGUGUCAAGGCUUCAGUAGCUGAAGACCUGUGUAGUGCUGAGGAGGUGAAGAGAGCCCUACAGUAUGCUGGUCUGAGUCCAACCCCGGCCUUUCUUGCACAGCACUGGCAGGAGGACACCACUGAGUCUGUCACUUUUGAGCACUUCUGUAGCUUGGCAGAGCAGCUCCCAGACAUCAGCAUUGAUGACAUCGAGGCACUCUUCAUGAAGGUGUUUGGUACUGCAGAUGGGAAGGUGGAAGAGGAUGACUUCAAGAGACUGGUGGGGGGCGAUGACCCUGAGCGAGAGCUGAGCGAUGCUGACCUGAACUACAUCCUGCAGGAGGCCAAUGUGGUGAGCAGUGGCUCAGUGGAUUGCAGCAAGCUAUGCAAGGUCAUCCUGCACACUGUGAAUGAGAUGAAGCAGCUCAGUGUGCAGAAGCUGGAGGAACGCUCACACUACCAGCGCAUCAACUCCAAGACCUUCACCAGGAAGAAGCGAGAGAAGUUUGCCAAUCAGGAUGGCAACAGUGGCAUGGGUCAGUCCACACUGGAUUUGGAGGGCUGGAAUGAGGCAGAUCUGAAAGGUUGCUUCUACCUGGACAAGGGGAGUAUUCUGGCGCACCAGUACAGCAUGGAGGUGUCUUGCCUGGGACCCACUGUGGUGCGUAUGAAGCCCAAGAGCUACAUGAAGCAGGAGGCUGGACGGGGGCCAGUCGACACUCUGGCGUACAUCUUUCGUGAGUCUCAUGAAGGGAUGCGGAACUACAUAGGCUACACCGACCAGAGGGACAGUGAUGGCUCUUACUUCUGGCGAGACACUCUGAAAGAGGGCCGGUAUGUGGUGAUCCCCUACACCAGUGGGUGCCGCCUGCGGGAGAGAUUACAAGAGCCAGAGGCCACCAUUGAGUUAGUAGAGAGACAGAGUAAGGUGCAGCUGACCCCAGAGUUCAGGCUAGUGCUGGAGGAAAUCUUUGAUCAGGUUGACCUGGACAGCAACGGCAGACUCAGCCGUGAGGAGUUCAACCUGUACAACUGGCGCACUUCAGGGGAGGAGGUGCAGGAUGAUGAGUGGGCUGUGGUGCAGGCCAACUUUGAUGUACAGGGUGGGGAGCUUACCCUUAAUGGCUUCCUAGCCCUGCACCAGCUGGAGGCUGAAGACAAUGGGGGUGACUCUGAGGACCUGUGGGUGUCCCUGGAUGCCAUGGGGUACAACCGUGCAGGGCGGCAAGACCAGGCAGCGCCUUUCACCCUCAGCGUGUUCAGCCAGGUGUGCCAGCCCACCCUGCAGGUGUCUGGCCUGAAGAGUGGUGGCCUUCUGCUGGACAAGGCUGUGGUGCGCUCCAUAAUGGAGAAUGCAGACCCUGUGAAGAUAAAGAAUAUGAUUGACCUGAUCAGAUAUGAGUACGUGGGAGACCACCGGGCCAGCAUUGUGGUGCAGAACAAGGCCCACAGCAAGGUGACAGUGCGCGUGGACUGCAGCCAGAGCCUCAAUGUGAUCACCAACAGGCCGAGUCUGGACUGGACGGUGGAGGUGGCAGGCAAGUCGGCCAUCAUUGCCCACCAGCUGCUGCCGAGCAGGAUGGGCGAGAAUUGGACUGUGGUGUGUGAAACAGCUGGGGACAACUUGUCUGAGGAGGAAGAAUAGUGUCUGGACCAGAUGCCGGAGUCAUGGCAGGACUGUCUGUCUUUGUAACAGUUGGCACCACACACUUUGACGCUCUCAUCCAGGCUGUGGUCGAUGAGGGCACCCUUGAGGCGCUGCGGCACAAGGGCUACUCCAAGGUUACUCUUCAAAUUGGACAUGGGAAAUUCACACCACCAGAGGGGCAGCACCAAGGGGUUGCCUUGUCCCAUUUCAGAUUGAAACCAUCUGUGGCAGAGGACUUUGCAGCAGCAGACCUUGUGGUGAGCCAUGCAGGGGCAGGCUCCUGUCUUGAGGCCUUGCAGGCAGGCAAGCCCCUGGUGGCUGUGGUCAACAACACUCUUAUGAACAACCACCAAAUAGAGUUGGCAGAGGAACUUGCAAAUAAUGGAUACUGUUUUUUUUGUUAUCCAGAAACCCUACAGGAGACCAUUGCCAAGCUGGACCUCUCACAGCUGAAGCUGUACAGUCCUGGUCAGCCUAGACUUUUGGCUGAGUACCUGGACAGUGUUAUCAAGGUAGGAAGUUGAGGCUGCUUGGGGGCACAAGUUAAAUAAUGACCACUGGCUUAUAUAUGUUAACUGUUGUGGUGUCAGUGUACAGGAACAUGGCAUAUUUUGUGAAUUGAGGAAGGCAAGUGAGUUCAUAGUGCAGCAUCAUCCUUGGGACAGAAUGUAGAAAAUGAAGUAUUGAUAUAAAUUCUAUUGUCUUUAGAAAUGUCUCUGAAUAAAGGAGAGUCUGUUAACAUAAACUUGGCACCUGCUUCAAAUAUGUAUACUUAAUAGGUCAGUAUAUUUAAUGUAGCAUUUCAAGCCUUCUAUACAAUAUACUGUAUAUUGUUGAACAUAUUGAAACCAAUUAUGUAUCUGUAAGAUCAUUAGGUAAAUAAGCACCACUUAAUAUAAAGCUGCCAUGAUUGUUGCUUUGGCAUAUGAGCAGAAGUGCUGCCACUACAUAUCACUGACAGUCAUGAACAGCUUGUAGCAGGAACUGUCAUUUUAGAAAAAUAGUCAUUACAACUAAAGUAUUCCUCAGCUUUUUCUUUUUUUUUUUUUUUUUUUUUGCAUAUACUGUAAUGAAAGUCUGGCAAUGUGCUCUAAGAAAUUCUUGCUUUGAGGAGGUGAACAAGUUAACACAGUGUUCAGUGAAUCCCUCCAGCCUGUGUGUAUGGGAAGAGUUUCCCCCAUGACACUGCUGCUGCCGUCUGGUGCAUCCCUGCAGCGGCGAUGAGCCACACAGACAGUUGUCCAUGUGUAUCAUCUCUCAGUGACAAGCUUGCCAAGACUGAAGUGUAGUGACUAGUGAAGGUGCCGCCACAAAGACUGUUCACCAGUCUGUACCAACACCACUUUACUAUAGUUUUGGCAAGUUUUAAUCAAAAUAUAAUUAUCUAGUGAAAUUUUGUAUGUCACUAAGGCUUGGUACAUAAUAUGAGUAAUUAUGUAUUACAAAAGUGAUCAGCUAAUGGUGUACUUAUAAAGUUACAUAAAGAUAAAUAGAGCUUGGUGUUUGUGAGUCAGUAUGCUGUGUGUGGCUGGGAGGAGGUGGGGCAGAAGCAAUGGUGGAAGGAAUUGAGGAUUAUGGAGAAAAAAAAAAAAAUAGGAAGGUAAGAACGUCAUGUAGAAGCGAGACAGGUGUGAAGUCAAACCGAAUAGAAUAUAAUGUUAAAGCUGGAUGUUCAGGUGAGAGAUGGAUAAUAUUGGUGGUUAUGUGAAAAAAAAAAAAAUAAGAUGCCUUCGCUGAUAGAAGCAAUGAAAACACUGGAAAUUAAGGGAAAACAAAGGUUGGGAAGACUGUCGAGGUUACGUAAAUAAACAAAUAAAUAAAAUUGAUUAAAACGUAUAUGAAUCCUU
Scylla paramamosain (green mud crab) is the source of this 4461-nucleotide messenger RNA. Its product is annotated as EF-hand calcium-binding domain-containing protein 7-like. The transcript has 2 exons. NCBI's taxonomy places the organism in Eukaryota, Metazoa, Arthropoda, Malacostraca, Decapoda, Portunidae. Gene Ontology annotation, molecular function: calcium ion binding. Gene Ontology annotation, biological process: positive regulation of protein localization to ciliary membrane. The record is from RefSeq and is a predicted model, not a curated record. Bases 938 to 2611 code for a protein of 557 amino acids. Gene Ontology annotation, cellular component: plasma membrane protein complex; ciliary membrane.